Sorex araneus (European shrew) is the source of this 2889-nucleotide messenger RNA. RefSeq lists its product as uncharacterized. The transcript is spliced from 8 exons. Bases 544 to 1536 code for a protein of 330 amino acids. The record is from RefSeq and is a predicted model, not a curated record. Lineage: Eukaryota; Metazoa; Chordata; Mammalia; Eulipotyphla; Soricidae.
UUCAAUUAAAAAAUUUCAAAGUAAAAGCCUAAGUACCAAAGGGAAAAAAAGUAGAAGAGAAAAACAAGAGAAACUCCCCAGGUGGGAAGGAAUGUAGUUUCUUUUGUGGGAUUUUCAUAGGGAACUGGCUCUUUGUCUUACAGGGGGUGCAGACUUUAGAGAUAAGGGGGGGUUUCCUGCAGACCCUUUGAGAUGGAAAUUGGGUUCCUGGUAGAUCCCUGUCAGGCUGUUUGCCUUAGGUCUCCCCAUUAUCUCAGCCUCCCUGGGGAGCCCAAGCUCUGGGGCAGAAUGUUUGGAUGGACCUUGGCUAACUCCCAGUUGAUGAGAAAAGGCCUGGGAUUUGCAGGAAGUCAGAAAUGUAGGAUGUGUCUGCCCUGCCCAGAGGCGCUCUCAGCAGCGCUGUGCGGGGAGGGAAGCGGGUCUCAGUGCAGGGAAGGUCGUUCUGGUGGUGCUGGAACAGCCAUGUGAUGGGCAACUCAGUAAAUCAGGGUGUUUUUCACAGAACAUUGUUUUUAGAAAGUUUGUGGAGCGGAGAGAGCUAAAAUGGAGCCACGUGCAGCCGCCGAGGACGGGAAACUGAGGCUUCCUCCUGCCCUCACUCACCCCAGGACCCUUUCCUUCAUGUUCCAGGUGCUGUGCCGGGUCCCCAUGGCAGGCACAGACCUUGGAAUGCAGAAGGCGCGAAGACGGGGUGGGAGCGGGUCCUGGCCUCAGGCAGAGACCAUCUGUCUACCCGCUGCUGCAGCUUCUCUAGCAGGGGGGGCCAAUCUGCUCCAGGUCUGUUGCUGGCCACCCCCCCUGUGCUGUCGCUCAGGCCCGCAGUGCUGCUGUGCCCCCCAGGAGUCUGGAGCCAUCAAGAGCAGCUGUCCGGGAGCUGGUCAGCGGCCGGAGACUCACCCGGGGGACAGGGUGGGUAGACACUGUACGGGGACCUCUGCGGGGACUCCGGGCAGGUUUUUGUCUCCCAUGGUGGUGCUAAGGACUUACUGCUGGCUCUGUUCCGAGGACACUCCUGUGGGGUCUGUGCGCCAGAGUCUCCAUGCAUUCUCCCGCGACUGCAGGCUCACUCAUGCUGGAGUGUUGAGAAAAGAGGCAGCCGUUUCCUUGUCACGGGAGCCCAGGCCUUUGGGUCCCCUGAAGGAAUCUUUCUCCUCCUGCCUUGACUCAAGAGACGAGGGUCUCCUGCUCAUCUCGAUCUGUCACGGGGGAACUGUGACCGGUGAGCCUCUUGGCACCCCACACACGGUGGCUUUCUGCUGUACUCGCCGGGAUGGGAGCUCCAGAAAUUCCACGGACCUGGGAGGGCAGAAGGCCCCUCCUCAGCAGCACGGGCCCUUCACGGGCAGAAGAGAGGCAGGCCCACUCUCCGGAGCCUUGCAUGCAGAUGUCUGUGUAGCAGGGAUAAGCUGGGCUUCCUGCUUCAGAAUCUUCCCCUCAACGUGCAGUGAGGCCGGUCAGAAGCCCGCCUCGGGUGCUCGGGGAGAGAACGGAGCACUGUGGCAAGAGUCUUCACAGUCAUCUCGGGACAAUGCGUGACGGCAGCACGGAGACCACCUCUGAGAUUCUGAGAAGGGCCCCGAUAUAUUUUCCCCCUGCUCUUGGAAAGACCAGCUGAGUCUGGAAAGAGCGUCUGAGUUGUGGCCUGCGGCCCCCGGCUAGAACCGCAGCAGAGACUCGGGGCUCAGUCCUUCUGGGGUGACUGGGACAGGAACUUGCAAUGGGAAAGCAAUGCCGCUAUCCCUGCAGACGCUGGCUGUGAAGGGCGGGGACACUCAGCAGGGAGAUGGGCCUUGCAGGGAGUUGGGAAGCACGUUGACCCUUGAACCUGAUGGACACACGGGUCUGCUCUGCCCACUGCCAGCCAGUUCUCCUUGGGACCAGCAAGCCCCCCCCCGCCCCCGCACACACACACACAAAAGCACAGACAUCAGUUUCUUCUGCGUUGUGAGAUGCAGCGCUCAGCGCGACGUGGAAUUAAUGUGGGUUAGUGGAACGUGGCCAGGUGGAGCAUGGCCAGGUGCCACGUGAUCUGCCCUGUCAUCGGACUUGUCAGGGACUGUUUUCUAGAAAGGCCUGACGACGCCCAUAAGGGUUUGCUUUGGUGCGUCACCAGAGAUGCCACGUCAGCCCCGUCCAUCUCUCCAUCCCUUGGUUACUUUGCUGCAUGAUGUAGUUGAAGGCACGUGGCACCUUCUCACCGCCGUUCACGUGGCCCCAUAGUCCUGUGCAGGAGGAGGGGCCCAGGCCCCGAGUGCCCCAUGGGGGCUGCGUGUUUGCCUCAGAACUGGUGGUCUGGCACAGGGAGUGAGGCUUCAUCUUCCGCCUGGCUCCGCCUUCUGCCUAGCUUCACCCUCUGCGUGUGAUUUGUCCUCUGCGUGGUUUGUCCUCUGCAUGGCUUCAUCUUCCACGUGGCUUUGUCCUCCACAUGACUUCAUCCUCGGAGUGGCUAUGGAGCCCUGUGUGUGUCCCCUGUGUGUGUGCUAGCUGGGACCGGUGACCCCGGGGAUCCCCUUUGGAAGGGAAGCAUGGUGCUGAACUGUACUGGCCCAGGCUGGUGCGAGCACAGUGAGCGUCGGAAGGGGAGUUUGGAACCGGCCUCGCCAACUGCCAGAAUGAGCCCCGGGAAAUCGCACAGCCUGGCGGUGCCUGUCCUGAAGGGAAGCGGCCGUCACGGCUGGAUGUGUUCAUGCAGCGAGUUGGGAAACAGUUCUGCAGUUGUCCCGCCGCUCACAGCCAUUCUCCAGGGCGGGCCUUUGCCUCGUGUCUAAUUACUUGUUUUUACAUUUAUCAAAAUCUUCCCCUUCCUUUUGCAUUGAUGUGACUAUUCCUGUGCCAAGCCUUUCCAUAGAAGCUGCAUAAUAAAUGCCACUUUGCGUUUUCACAUACAAA